AUGGCGGCGGCGGCGGCGGGACCCGAGCCGAUGCCCAGCUUCGCGCAGCUGCUCCGGCGGGGCUGGGGCAGCGCGGUGGCGGCGGCGCGGGGCGCGGGGGCCGGCGGGGACCGGGGCUGGGGCCUGGCCGAGCACGCGCACCUGGCGCCGGCCGAGCUGCUGCUGCUGGCCCUGUGCGCCCUGGGCUGGACCGCGCUGCGCUCCGUGGCCACCGCGCGCCUCUUUCGGCCCCUGGCGCAGCGCUGCAGCCUGGCACCCAAGGAUGCGGCGAAGCUGCCUGAGAGCGCCUGGAAGUUUCUCUUCUACCUGGGUGCCUGGAGCUACAGCGCCCACCUGCUCCUCAACACCGACUACCCCUUCUUCCACGACCCGCCCUCCACCUUCUCUGACUGGAAGUCAGGCAUGGCAGUGCCCAGGGACAUCGCGGCUGCCUACCUGCUGCAGAGCGGCUUCUACGGCCACUCCAUCUACGCCACCCUCUACAUGGACACAUGGCGCCGAGACUCGGCUGUCAUGCUGCUGCACCACGUGGUCACGCUGCUGCUUCUCGUGUCCUCCUACGCCUUCCGGUACCACAACGUGGGCAUCCUCGUGCUAUUCCUGCAUGACAUCUGCGACGUGCAGCUCGAGUUCACCAAGCUCAACGUCUACUUCAAGUCCAGGGGCGGCGCGGCCCGCCGGGUGCACGCGCUGCUGGCCGACCUGGGCUGCCUGAGCUUCGGCCUCAGCUGGUUUUGGUUCCGCCUCUACUGGUUCCCGCUCAAGGUGUUGUACGCCACGAGCCACUGCAGCCUGCGCGCGGUGCCCGACAUCCCCUUCUACUUCUUCUUCAACGCGCUGCUGCUCCUGCUCACCUUCAUGAACCUCUAUUGGUUCCUGUACAUCGUGGCCUUUGCCACCAAGGUGCUGACGGGCCAGAUGAGUGAGCUGAAGGACGUCCGCGAGUACGACACGGCCGAAGGCCCUCCCAGCCCCAAGCCCAGCAAGGCCGAGGCGCCCCUGAGGAACGGUUUCCUGAAGGACAAGCUCCUCUGAGCG
Molecule: messenger RNA, 1038 nt
Organism: Suncus etruscus (white-toothed pygmy shrew)
Lineage: Eukaryota; Metazoa; Chordata; Mammalia; Eulipotyphla; Soricidae
Gene: CERS1
Product: ceramide synthase 1
Exons: 7
Coding region: 1-1035 (344 amino acids)
Biological process (GO): ceramide biosynthetic process
Cellular component (GO): membrane
Molecular function (GO): sphingosine N-acyltransferase activity
Source: RefSeq, a predicted model, not a curated record